This is a messenger RNA of Drosophila gunungcola (fruit fly), 1385 nucleotides long. It is a transcript of the gene Rac1, whose product is annotated as ras-related protein Rac1. Gene Ontology annotation, molecular function: GTP binding; protein kinase binding; GTPase activity. Bases 370 to 948 code for a protein of 192 amino acids. Gene Ontology annotation, cellular component: cell projection; cell cortex; cytoskeleton. The record is from RefSeq and is a predicted model, not a curated record. The transcript has a single exon. Lineage: Eukaryota; Metazoa; Arthropoda; Insecta; Diptera; Drosophilidae. Gene Ontology annotation, biological process: establishment or maintenance of cell polarity; actin filament organization; cortical cytoskeleton organization.
GUAUAUUUAAACAGUCCAGCCGCGGUCACACUGCAGUACACAGAAAAUUUACAUUUGUUGAGAAAAUUAGGGAAUUAAACGCACAAAAAGCGAAAUAAAGAGGCCCAAAACGCAAGGAGCGAUCAUCAGUCGCCCCGAGGACCAAAAGGCACUGGAAAAGAGUGCGGAGAGACGAGGAUAACAAGGACAAGGGCCGCAGAAAGCAACAGCCCUCCGCCGCCGCCGCCCAAAAAAGACCAAACGACUGAGGACUGCCAACCAGCCAUAAAAAGAAGCACCAGCACCCCCACAAUCGGCAAUCACCAAUCUCCAAUCUCUGGGAACAUUUGAAGCACCCAAAAAGGUCUAGGAAUCGACAUAUAGAACACCAUGCAGGCGAUCAAGUGCGUCGUCGUGGGCGACGGAGCCGUGGGAAAAACAUGCCUGCUGAUCAGCUAUACGACCAAUGCCUUUCCCGGCGAGUAUAUACCCACCGUUUUCGACAACUACUCGGCCAAUGUGAUGGUCGAUGCCAAGCCGAUCAAUUUGGGCCUCUGGGAUACGGCCGGGCAGGAGGAUUACGACCGGCUGAGGCCUCUGUCCUAUCCGCAGACUGAUGUCUUCCUGAUCUGCUUCUCGCUGGUCAAUCCGGCCUCGUUCGAGAACGUGCGGGCCAAGUGGUAUCCGGAGGUGCGCCACCACUGCCCCAGCACGCCCAUCAUCCUGGUGGGCACCAAGCUGGACUUGCGCGACGACAAGAACACGAUCGAGAAGCUGAGGGACAAGAAGCUGGCGCCCAUCACCUAUCCGCAGGGACUGGCCAUGGCCAAGGAGAUCGGGGCCGUCAAGUAUCUGGAGUGCUCGGCGUUGACGCAGAAGGGUCUAAAGACCGUCUUCGACGAGGCCAUCCGGUCGGUUCUGUGCCCAGUGCUGCAGCCCAAGUCCAAGCGCAAGUGCGCCCUGCUCUAAAAGAGAUAGAGGAGAGAAUGAGAUAUCCCACACAAUGGAUUCUAUUUAAACGUAAUAUUAUUAACGAUAAACCAUUAUGUAACCUAAGCGUUGGCCAGGCAUUUGGCUGAUCCGUAGUUUCUUUGUUACACUUUGCCACUAAUUUCUUCAGCUACAAAAAAGUGGGGGUGCAUUGAAUCCCCCAUUCAAACUCUUGCUUUCUUCGUUUCCGAGUUCGUUUCGUGUGUGUUCUGUAAUUCAUAAUCCAAUUCUGUUUACCCGUGCAUUAAUUUCAACUAAAAGUUAAAAGCGAGAUGUUUCUAGAUAAAAUGGAAAACCCGAUGGGCGAUCUGUAACUGUAAACUCUAACUGUAUUUUGUAUUAUUUAGUAACUUUUGUAAUUAAAAUUAAUGUUGUAAAACUGAGGUAAAACCAAAAAAAAAAAAACAAAACAAAAA